This is a messenger RNA of Dicentrarchus labrax (European seabass), 4866 nucleotides long. RefSeq names its product tyrosine kinase, non-receptor, 2a (gene tnk2a). Gene Ontology annotation, molecular function: protein binding; ATP binding; protein tyrosine kinase activity. The record is from RefSeq and is a predicted model, not a curated record. Lineage: Eukaryota; Metazoa; Chordata; Actinopteri; Moronidae. Gene Ontology annotation, biological process: signal transduction; protein phosphorylation. The transcript is spliced from 21 exons. The coding region runs from base 359 to 3391 and encodes 1010 amino acids.
GCGCUACAUUGGCGCGUCAGGUUACGCACUGUGACGCUCAUAAAUCCCGGCAGGCGCACUGGGGAGCGUCCCCGGAAUUAACGGAGGAGAAAGAAAGAGAGAGAGAGAGAGAGAGAGAGAGAGAGAGAGAUAACGGAUCCGCUGACUUUAAACGUUUCCCGAUACAAACAGCUGCUGCUUCCCGCGGGGCUGCAACACCCGAGUGACCGGAGGAAGGGGACUGCUCUCCCGCAAAAAGCGCCCGUCUUCACAGAUGUGGGGUCUCUCCAUCGAUGGCCUCCUCCAGGUGACCUCCAGUGACCUCAGUCACUCCUGACUGCAGCUUUCAACUCCUGAUCCACCAGAAGACGUCUGCAAGAUGCAGUGUGAGGAGGGGACAGAGUGGCUGCUGGAGUUGCUGACUGAUGUGCAGUUGCAGCAGUACUUCCUGCGGAUCCGUGAUGAGCUCAACGUCACACGGCUCUCGCACUUUGACUACGUCAAGAAUGAAGACCUGGAGAAGAUCGGCAUGGGACGCCCGGGUCAGAGGAGGCUUUGGGAGGCAGUCAAGAGGAGGAGAGCCCUUUAUAAACGCAAGUCCUGGAUGAGCAAGGUGUUUCCAGUGAAACGACCCGACGCAGACGCCCAAGGGGUAUCGACCCUCCCUCAGGGGGCAUCGUCGAGCACGCCACCAGCCACUAGCGAGGCGGGUGCCUCACUCACCUGCCUGAUCAGAGAGUCGGAGCUGCAGCUGUUCGAGCGGCUCGGUGACGGCACGUUCGGUGUGGUGCGGAGAGGAGAGUGGACCGGACCCAACGGCGGAGUGCUGUCAGUGGCUGUGAAGUGUCUGAAGGCAAGCGUGUUAGACUCAGACGGUCUGGACGAUUUCAUCAGAGAGGUGAAUGCCAUGCAUUCACUGAGCCACCAGAACCUCAUCCGCCUGUACGGCAUCGUCCUCACACAGCCCAUGAAGAUGGUGGUUGAACUGGCCCCUCUGGGUUCCCUGUUGGAUCGUCUGAGAAAGCGUCAGGGUCACAUUCUCAUCUCCUCUCUGUGUAACUACGCUGUGCAGGUGGCGUGCGGCAUGGCCUACCUGGAGCAGAAGCGUUUCCUCCACAGGGAUCUGGCUGCCCGCAAUGUGCUGCUGUCCACCAAUGACACGGUGAAGAUCGGAGACUUUGGCCUGAUGAGGGCGCUGCCAACACACACCGACCAGUACAUCAUGGAGGAGGGCCACAAAAUCCCUUUCCCAUGGUGUGCUCCGGAGUCUCUGAAGUCUCGUACUUUUUCUCACGCGUCUGAUACCUGGAUGUUUGGGGUCACUCUGUGGGAGAUGUUCACCCAUGGACAGGAGCCUUGGCUGGGCCUUAAUGGGAGUCAGAUCCUCCACAAGGUUGACGUGGAGGCCGAGAGGUUGUGCAAACCAGACGACUGUCCUCAGGAUAUUUAUAACGUCAUGCUGCAGUGCUGGAGCCCCAAACCGGAGGACAGACCGACCUUCGUCGCCCUCAGAGACUUCCUGCUCGAGACUAUGCCUACAGAUAUGAGAGCGCUGCAGGACUUUGAGGAGGAAGACAAGCUCCAGAUUAAAAUGAACGACGUCAUCACCAUCAUAGAGGGAAGGGCAGAGCACUACUGGUGGCGAGGUCAGAACAGGGGGACGCUGCGUGUCGGUCAGUUUCCUCGACACGUGGUGACGUCGGUCGCCGGUCUGUCCGCCCACGACAUCAGCCGACCGCUCAAACACUCCUUUAUCCACACUGGACACGGAGACACAGACCCUCACAGAAGCUGGGGACAUGCAGAUCGUAUAGACAGUCUGUAUUUGGGAAACCCCAUGGACCCUCCUGAUGUCCUUGGAAUGGACUCGGGCAUUGCGAGGCCGACCAAACUCCCCAACCGUUCCAAGAAGCAACCUCCUCCUCGUCCACCCCAACCUGCCGUUCUGCUGAAGAAGCCGUUCUACGACUCUGUGAUGGACGAUUACGACGACGAUGACGACACCAGCGCUUCGUCUGGGCUGAAGAGGCUGGGAGUGUCCCUGGGUCUGAAGCUCCGGCCGUGGGAGGGGUCCGGCGUGCGCUCGGCCAAAAGCGAGGUCUCGCUCAUCGACUUCACUGAUGACAGCUUCAGCUCGACCACGCCCUCGCCGCUCACUGAGACGAGGCAGCCAGAUGAGGACACACUGAGGGACACUCCAUCCAUCCUGGACUGGCCUCUCCCUCAGCCAGCUUACGACGAGGUUACUACUGACCUUGACGACCAAUCAGAGGACCAGGAGGUGCGGUCUAUCAACAGGGGAUUGAACGAAGAGACGACCACGCCCAGCGGCGCCAUGGCAGGCAGGAGUGAGUCGCAGUCAGCUGACCUCUUCCAAGAACUGCAGCGAGAGGUGAUGGUGAAGCUGCAGGUUCCCAUGGCAACGGGCCGCUCCCUCCCCUCCUCUCCUCUCCCUAUGCCCCUUGCUCCUCUUGGCCCCCACCGACAGAUCUGCCUGCCUCCUCCCUCCCCUUCCUCCACCUCCACCUCCUCCUUCGCCUCCUGUUUCGAGGAUCGACCGGUGCUGCCUCCCCGCAGCCCCGUCCCCCCGCUGCGUCCUUCCAAACACAACCUCUCCUCCCGCACCACCCACCCGCAGGCGCGCUCCAGCUCCAUCUCCCUGGGUGACCAGGAAGACACGCCUCCUCAGAUCCCACCCAGAGACCACGCCUUCUCUCAGCCGGGCUCCCGCUCCUCCUCUCCCCUUCCACUGGUACCGCCGCUAUCCUCCUCCCCUGUGGCCCUGCCUCCUCCUCCCCUCUCCGUCUCCCCACGCCGGGCGUCCGGACUCCUGGGUCCCCUUCUGUCCUCCAACUCGUCUGUGUCCUCCCUGCCUCAAGUCACAUCACAUUCCUCACGGCUCACAGCUCGAGGUUCCUCCUACUCAUCCGGCUCCUUACUGGAGCCUCUCGCCUUUCGUGAGGGGCGUGGCCUUACCUCGCUGAUGGACGGCUCCCAGAGCGCUGCUCCCGCCCCGCUGCCAGACCGACCUGCUUUUCUAGAAAGAUACGGAGCAGCUAAUAUGGCGGCAGUCAAACCCAUGAUCCAGCAGCCCGGCGGAGCCAAACCAAACUCCUCCUACAACAACAACAAUGGGCGAACUGCAGCUCCCAGCAUGCAACAGGAGCAGAGCAUCACACAGGUCCAAGGAGCAGUACACGGUGUCACGCUGGAGGAGUGUCAGGCAGCUCUGCAGGGUCACAAUUGGAGCAUUCCUCAGGCCAUAAAUCAUUUGAAGGUGGAGCAGUUGUUUCGUCUGGGCCUGCGGUCGAGAGCCGAGUGCGAGGAGCUUCUGCAGCGCUGCCAGUGGAACCUGGAAGAGUCCAGCACUCUCAUGCUGGACACAUACGGACCACAUCGAAACAUGAAGUGAAGGUGGGAGGACAUUAACUACUGCAGAGCUCCUGACUUUGGAUCAACAGGCCAAUACAGACCUGCUUGGAUGACUCAUCGCUCAGGGGCCCAGAUACAGUGAUGCUUUUUAAUGAAUGGAGGAACAUAAAGCAGUAUAUAUAUAUAUAUGUGCCUCACUUAAUGAAAUGUGAAUACCUAUUCAUACCAGUGUCAUCAUUAGCUAAAGGAUCAGCUUGUUGAAUGAGUCACACUAUUUACUUGAACACAUGCUAUUUAUGUUUUUUUUAUUAUUAUAUGAAUAAUGAGAAUUUUUGUUUUCCGCUGGUAGCUACUGCAAACUUUUAUUGGGACUAAUUUAGCUGUGAAUGCGCGCAUGUUCAGAUGUGUGCACGCAUUGGCUUACGUUUCUGUGGACUGUAAAUGCCCAUGCCUUGUUGCUGUUAAUGAAGCGAUAUAAAAUCAGGGAAAUGUCAGCUGACGUUUUAGUUGUGCUUGUAUGUUUUUAUGAAAAUGUACAGAUAAGAUGCUGUAUUGUAUAUAGCACUUUAAUGGGUGUGUCGACGCACAAGCGGAUAUUUUUGAGGAUACAUUAACUGCUGGUCAGACGAUAAUAAACAGUUUAUCUAGUUAGAGAAGUAAAUAAGAAACUGAUAUAAGCUGAUAUCGGGUAUUAUUAAUGUAUCAUUUGUGUCUUAAACAAAGCUUUUUAAGCUUUAUAAUGGCGUGAAUUGUGAAAGGGUUGAUGGAUUGAGAUUUUUAGUUUUGUCUUAUUGUAGGCAAUAAGAUGCCAAAACGUAAAUGUGAAAAUAUUGAUCAUCUCCUUAUGAAUACAGGGUAUUAAGGCACUGAGUUCCACAAAUUAGAUAUUAAAUAAACCUAAAAUGGAUGUUUAGUAUUUGUUCCUAUGAAAAUUACUGCUGCAUGAUAAUCAUAAACACUAAUCACCUGAGUAAGUAGGCAACUGCUAUGUGCAAGCGUGUGCAUGUGUGCUUAAAGCAGCAGCUAGUGGUCCUCGAGAACUUCAUAGUGUGUGUGUGUGUGUGCGUGCGCGCAGAUAUUGAUCAUAAAUGUGAUCACCUACUGUAUGGUUAAUUAUAAGCAGCUAAACAGAGAUAGAAAUGGAUAAUACUUUGUAAAUUCUUGCAGCUACUUUGCAAGAUAAGGAGCCAUCAGUUACCGGUCGCUCUCUUCUCCAAGAUACAAUAAAGUCAGAAAUGUCAGUGAAUUUCACAACAAGUGGGCAGAAAUGUUUAAAACACUCAUAUUUCUGUGUGUUUGUGUGUGUGUGUGUGUGUGUGUGUGUGUGUGUGUGUGUGUGUGUGUGUGUGACAUCGUUCCCUCUUAUGCUGAGCUGUAAGCUUCUGUAGUCACACUGCUGUCUGUGACGCUGACUGCAUUAUACAGUAACAUUAGAGCAGCUUAUUAAUGAAAAAUGCAAAGAUGGCCUCCACUGUUUUAUAAUAAAGUAAAAUUUGAGUCGUUCUCUUUUCAAAA